Oryza sativa Japonica Group (Japanese rice) is the source of this 3449-nucleotide messenger RNA. RefSeq names its product histone-lysine N-methyltransferase, H3 lysine-9 specific SUVH3. Gene Ontology annotation, cellular component: nucleus. NCBI's taxonomy places the organism in Eukaryota, Viridiplantae, Streptophyta, Magnoliopsida, Poales, Poaceae. The record is from RefSeq and is a predicted model, not a curated record. Gene Ontology annotation, molecular function: double-stranded DNA binding; histone methyltransferase activity; zinc ion binding.
CAUAGUCGUCUCCAGACUCCAUCCCUUCCCCCCCUUUUUUUUGCCUCUCUUCUCACCGUGCCAAAACCCUAGAGCUCUCCUCCCUCCUCUGUACUCACCUUCCGGCGGCGCACCAGGCGGGCUCGAGGGCGGAGUGGGAGACGGGCGGCGACUCCGGGCGGCCGCGGGCGGCGGCGAGGGCGGGGACUCUCCUGGCGGCCCAGUCGGCAAGGACGUAGGGGGCAGCGAGCAGACCAAUUUUUUCUCCUUCCACUCCUCUUCAAAUCAAGUUGGUUAGCUCAAGAUCUGUGAUGAACGACCAAGCUUCCUUUUAGAUCUUCUGUUUAUUCUCCUUGCUUAACCUAAACUAUGACUGGUAAACAAACCUAGAGAAGAUACAAAGGAAAUAACGGCAUAAACUUUUGUUUUGCAAAAGAUUAACAGUGGCUUACCAUGGCUGGAACUCGGCAGACAACUUCAGUUCCGAUGGAUAAUGCAGCAGUUGUUGAUGCAAAACCCUUGCGCACAUUGACUCCCAUGUUCCCUGCGGCACUUGGUCUGCACACUUUCACUGCUAAAGAAAACUCAUCUUCGAUUGUCUGUAUUACCCCGUUUGGACCAUAUGCUGGGGGCACUGAACAGGCAAUGCCUGCUAGUAUUCCACCAAUGUUUGCAUCACCGGCUGCCCCUGCAGACCCCAACCAGAGGCAGCCAUAUGCUGUUCACUUGAAUGGAGCUGCUCCUGCUAACGGUACAGCAAACAACACAGGGGUCAUCCCUGAUUUGCAAAUAGCUGUGGCAGGUACAGUGGAAUCUGCUAAGAGGAAGAGGGGCAGACCCAAGCGCGUGCAAGAUUCUUCUGUUCCUUCAGCUCAUUUGGUUCCUUCAGCUCCAGGAGGUAACAUCACUGCUGUCCAGACGCCUCCUUCAGCAACCACAGAUGAAUCUGGUAAGAAGAAGAGGGGACGGCCCAAGCGGGUACAAGAUGUACCUGUCCUGUCAACUCCUUCAGCUCCUCAGGUAGAUAGUACAGUUUUUCAGACACCUGCUUCUGCUGUAAAUGAAUCUGUUACGAGGAAAAGGGGACGACCCAGGCGUGUACAGGAUGGUGCAGAUACUUCAGCUCCUCCAAUUCAAUCAAAAUAUAAUGAGCCUGUUUUGCAGACACCUUCUGCUGUCACCUUACCAGAAGAUGGUAAGAGGAAGAGAGGGCGGCCAAAGCGUGUGCCUGAUGGUGCACUGAUUCCUUUAAGUCACUCAGGUGUUUCGAUAGAUGAUGACAGUGGUGAAAUAAUAACAGGGAAACGUGGACGGCCUAGGAAAAUUGAUGUCAAUCUUCUGAAUCUGCCAUCUUUGUUUUCAGAUGAUCCUAGGGAAUCUGUUGAUAAUGUACUCAUGAUGUUUGAUGCACUGCGGCGGAGGCUCAUGCAGUUGGAUGAGGUGAAGCAAGGAGCAAAGCAGCAACAUAACUUAAAGGCCGGGAGUAUCAUGAUGAGUGCUGAACUUCGUGCAAAUAAGAACAAGAGGAUUGGAGAGGUUCCAGGUGUCGAGGUUGGUGAUAUGUUCUACUUCAGAAUAGAGAUGUGUCUGGUUGGACUGAAUAGUCAGAGCAUGUCUGGGAUUGAUUACAUGUCUGCUAAGUUUGGUAAUGAGGAGGAUCCUGUGGCUAUCAGUAUCGUGUCAGCUGGUGUGUAUGAGAAUACCGAAGAUGACCCAGAUGUGCUGGUUUACACUGGACAGGGCAUGUCUGGAAAGGAUGACCAAAAGCUUGAAAGAGGUAAUCUUGCACUUGAAAGGAGUUUGCAUAGAGGUAAUCAAAUCAGAGUUGUUCGUAGUGUAAGAGAUUUGACUUGUCCUACUGGUAAGAUAUACAUUUAUGAUGGCCUUUAUAAAAUAAGAGAAGCAUGGGUGGAGAAAGGAAAAACUGGCUUUAAUGUGUUUAAACACAAGCUGCUCAGAGAACCUGGUCAACCUGAUGGCAUAGCAGUGUGGAAGAAGACUGAAAAAUGGAGGGAGAAUCCUUCCUCUCGAGACCAUGUUAUAUUGCGUGACAUAUCAUAUGGUGCAGAAAGCAAGCCUGUUUGCCUUGUGAAUGAAGUGGAUGAUGAGAAAGGUCCUAGCCACUUCAACUACACAACUAAACUGAACUACAGGAAUUCUCUCAGCUCAAUGAGAAAGAUGCAAGGCUGCAAUUGCGCAAGUGUGUGCCUUCCUGGUGAUAACAACUGCUCUUGCACUCAUCGAAAUGCCGGUGAUCUUCCAUACAGUGCUUCAGGCAUACUUGUUAGCCGGAUGCCUAUGCUGUAUGAGUGUAACGAUUCCUGUACAUGCUCACAUAAUUGCCGGAACCGAGUUGUACAGAAAGGUUCUCAGAUCCACUUUGAGGUGUUUAAGACAGGAGAUCGAGGUUGGGGACUUCGUAGUUGGGAUCCAAUUCGGGCAGGCACAUUUAUUUGUGAAUAUGCAGGAGAAGUUAUUGACAGAAACAGUAUCAUUGGAGAAGAUGAUUACAUCUUUGAGACACCGUCUUCUGAGCAGAAUUUAAGAUGGAACUAUGCACCAGAAUUACUGGGUGAACCCAGUCUUUCUGACUCAAGUGAGACACCUAAGCAACUGCCAAUAAUUAUCAGUGCAAAACGAACUGGAAACAUAGCUCGCUUUAUGAACCACAGCUGCUCACCAAAUGUUUUUUGGCAACCAGUUUUGUAUGAUCAUGGUGACGAGGGAUAUCCACAUAUCGCAUUCUUUGCAAUCAAGCAUAUUCCUCCGAUGACAGAGCUUACAUAUGAUUAUGGUCAGAGCCAGGGUAAUGUUCAACUGGGAAUCAAUUCUGGAUGUCGGAAGUCCAAAAACUGCUUAUGUUGGUCUCGCAAGUGCAGAGGUUCCUUUGGCUAAAAUGCGAACCCUGCAACAAAAACAUUAAAGCAUAAUCUGCCAUUGCAAGAUCCAUGUCGAUUAACAGAUAUUGGCAAUGUAUUCCAUCUCCAUUCUGACAAAUUGAACUGUCCUUACCUACAGAAGUAGGCGAUUGUUGUAGAACUAUGAAGCAGCAGGGUGCAUUCAGUGUUUCAAGAUGCCAUGUAAUAAGGUUGGCCUUCGUCUGGAUGAGAAUGCAAAAGAGGGUAUUUAUUGCAGAAAGCAUUGGCAUUGUACCAAACUUUAUUGGAAUAACUAGUAUUUAGCGUAGCAUCUGAAUUCCGAGAAGGUUGGAACCGUGUUACUAUGUUCUUGUAGUGUAGUUGUUUCUCCUGUUUAAGAGAACUUUACCAACUGUAGAAUGCCAUGCAUAUGGUUGCAUCGCAAGAUUUUCCUGGGCUUCGCAUGCCAGUCGUGCACUCGCCGUAUGUUUUUCUGUAAUAUUAAUGGCUACAUAAUGCAUCCUGUAAUAAUCAUGGUAGUAGCUCCAGUCAUCUGCUGAGGUUGAAAUGAUACAGAGACCUGUUGCAUAUGGUGAUUAUGCUGUUAGCUGA